AUGCCGCGAAAGACAGUCCUCGUUAUUGGCGCCAAUGGCUAUAUUGGUGCAGCUGUCUGCCGUGCAUUUGUUCGAGCGGGCUACAUUGUGUUUGGUCUGGUGCGCCGUCAAGAAGCCGCAGGAACGCUCGCUCUCAAUGAAACCAUUCCCAUAGUUGGAGAAAUCACCGACGCCGAGGGCAUUCAGGCGGCCUUGACUUCUUAUAGCAAGACCUUUGAUGUCAUUGUUGGAUGCAUAGAGCCUCCUGACUAUGAAACCUACAUCAAGCAUGCUAUAGCAGCGAUACGGCUUAUUGCCAAAGUCAGCAACGCUCAUCAAGUGCGUCCUCUUGUCUUGUGGAGUUCUGGGUGCAAGGACUAUGGCACCACCGAUGUUGAUGGUGCACCGGGACUGCGCCCACAUACCGAGACGUCACCUUUGAACCCCCCAGGUCUUAUGGUUGCUCGAGCAAACUGCUCAGUGAAAAUGCUGGAGCAGACAGACUUGUUCGAUGCGGCUGUACUCCGUCCAACGAACGUCUAUGGUCACAGCAGCAGUUACUUUGGAGUCAUAUUUGAGUUUGCAGCUGCCAUCGCUGCGACGGGCACAAAAGUUUUAACGCUGAGGAAUAUCAACCCGAAUUCUAUCAUGCACGCUCUGCACGUUGACGAUUGCGCCGAGGCUUAUCUGGCACUUGCUGAACAUGAGGACCGCUCCGCCGUCGCGGGACAGUGCUAUAACAUCUCAGCUGCCAAAUAUGAGACUGCAGGACAAGUACUCAAAGCUGUGGCCAAAGAGUACGGCUUCUCUGAAGGCUCAAAAUUUGAGUCUGGAGUCGAUACCACUCCUGCAGAUGAGAGUUUGGCCCCGAUAUUCGGCUUCAGCCAGUGGGUCGGAAGUGAAAAGAUCCGGGGCUUGACUGGAUGGUCGGAUCGCCAAGCCCUGUUUACUGAGAAUUUGGGCGUCUAUCGUAGAUCAUACGAUGCUGCAGUUGCUUCGAAGCAUGAGGACUUGUCCAGAGUGCAGUCGCGCGUAAAGUCUUGGCAGGGCAAGGUCUUGUGGAAGGCUUGA
Pestalotiopsis fici W106-1 is the source of this 1050-nucleotide messenger RNA. RefSeq lists its product as uncharacterized. The transcript has 3 exons. The record is from RefSeq and is a predicted model, not a curated record. The coding region runs from base 1 to 1050 and encodes 349 amino acids. Lineage: Eukaryota; Fungi; Ascomycota; Sordariomycetes; Amphisphaeriales; Sporocadaceae.